AUGGCCAGCAACACAUCAACACACAGCAAGCCCAACACGAUGCGCGCCUGGCUCUACUCGUCCGCCAGCGGCGGCUUGGAGCACGCCAUCAAGCUAACCGACGACGCGCCGCAGCCCCCGCAACCGCUCCCAAAAGACCAUGUCCUCGUCAAGGUCCAGAGCGCCUCGCUCAACCCCGCAGACUACAAGCUGCCCGAGAUGGGUCUCCUCGCGCGUGCCAUGAUAUCCGUUCCGGCCUCGCCCGGCAUGGACUUUGCGGGCACAGUCGAAAAAACGGGAGACGCCGUCGACACGUUUCGCGUCGGCGAGAAGGUCCUCGGGAGGGUGUUCGGCGCUAGGUUUGGCGCUUUGGGCGAAUACGUCUCUGCGCAGGUCGACGGGGUGGCUAGCCUUCCGGAGGGCGUGUCGGUGGAGCAGGGCAGCUGUGUGGGCACUGCCGGUCUGACGGCGUACCAGUGCAUCGUGUCAAACGUGAAGGAGGGCGACAAGAUCUUCAUCAACGGGGGCAGUGGCGGUACGGGGUCUUUCGGGAUCCAGAUCGCCAAGGCUGUGGGCUGCACUGUGACGACGAGCUGCUCGGGGAAGAACAUCGAGCUAUGCCGCAGCCUAGGGGCAGACGAGGUCAUCGACUACACCAAGGAGAACGUCAGCGAGGUGUUGAAGGGCCAGGGCAACAUCUUCAAGCUGGUGGUGGACAAUGUCGGCACCCCCACCGAUCUUCACAAGGCCGCAGAUCACUUCUUGCUUCCAGAGGGCAAGUUCGUUCAGAUCGCUGGCGACAUGUCCCUGGGCUCCCUCAAGACCACCUUUACGAGGAUGCUGCAGCCCGCCUUCCUGGGCGGCGGCAAGCAUAAGUGGGAGUUUCCCAUGACCAAGAACAAGCCCGAGGAUCUGGCUCAAAUUGCGACGUGGAUGAAGGAAGGCAAGGUGAAGGUGGUGAUUGACGAAGUCUUCCAGUACGAGGAUGCGCCCAAGGCAAUUGAGAAGCUCAAGACUGGACGGGCGAAGGGUAAGGUGGUGGUACGGGUCUCGGAGUAG
Molecule: messenger RNA, 1038 nt
Organism: Anthostomella pinea
Lineage: Eukaryota; Fungi; Ascomycota; Sordariomycetes; Xylariales; Xylariaceae
Source: the annotation of a GenBank genome assembly